AUGAAGCCUCGAGUAGAUCGCCUCUGGACUGCCCAGCUGCCGUUUGCGCGUGCCGCCAGAAGCGCCGCCUCACGACCAUCACCGCCCUUCCUUCGCACCUUCUUCACGCCUACCCAAUCCGGCGCCCCUUCCAGACUGGGAAAUAAAUCGCUCGAGCAGAGCGCCCUCCUGUUCUUCCGCUAUCAACGCUCUGCCCUCGCCCGCCGCUUCCGCUCUCUGCGCUUCAAAAGUGACAAGCCCACUGUCCAGUCGCACAACCCCACGCCGCACCUAGGCAGUCCUGAGCCUGCGCUGUCGGUAUCACAGCGGCUCAAGAAGCUUUCCCGCGAAUAUGGGUGGACGGCGGUAGGAGUGUACCUAGGACUGUCACUCAUUGACUUCCCUCUCUGCUUCAUAGCAGUACGCUGGCUGGGAACCGACCGGAUAGGCCACUAUGAAGAAGUGCUGAAAAACGCACUCUGGAGCGUUGUCCGCAUCGUCGUCCCAGACGCUGGUAAGAAGCCAGAAGAAGCAGGCAUCGAGGAAACCACUGCCGAGGCCACUGCGAGAGAAGGCUACGUCGAGGCUGGACGAAGUGUAGGACACAACGGUGGGUCAAACGCAUCAAUCUGGUCACAACUCGGACUAGCCUACCUCGUGCACAAAUCCCUCAUCUUCUUCCGUGUGCCACUUACCGCAGCCGUCCUCCCCAAGGUUGUCAAGACCCUGCGAAGCUGGGGUUACAAUAUUGGCAAGAGAAAGCCAAAGACCCCGCCAGUCUAG
Molecule: messenger RNA, 762 nt
Organism: Alternaria postmessia
Lineage: Eukaryota; Fungi; Ascomycota; Dothideomycetes; Pleosporales; Pleosporaceae
Exons: 2
Coding region: 1-762 (253 amino acids)
Cellular component (GO): mitochondrion
Source: RefSeq, a predicted model, not a curated record